Rhagoletis pomonella (apple maggot) is the source of this 1164-nucleotide messenger RNA. RefSeq lists its product as uncharacterized. Lineage: Eukaryota; Metazoa; Arthropoda; Insecta; Diptera; Tephritidae. Bases 79 to 1164 code for a protein of 361 amino acids. The record is from RefSeq and is a predicted model, not a curated record. The transcript has 6 exons.
GCAUCAUCGAUGCGCACAUUUGGCAUCAGUAGGAAUUCACUGUUUAACAAAUCACCAGCCUAAGACAAAAUAACUAAAAUGUUCAAAGCUAAUCUCAUCCUCGCCGCCAUCUGCGUGUUUGCCGCCACCAGCGUCAAUGCUGGUCUCAUCGAAACUCACCACGUAGUCCACGAGCCUGUGUUGGCCAAGGUUGGUUCCGUGGUGCACAGCGCACCUUCAGCCGUCUCCCAUCAGAGCAUCACCCAGGUGCACAGCAAAUCCGUUGUCGAGCCAGUGCUUGCUCAUGCCGUCAAGACCACCAUACACUCUGCUCCCGUUGUUCCAGUCGUACACUCAGCUCCUGUGGUGCAUUCAGUACACUCAGCUCCUGUGGUGCACUCCGUACACUCGGCUCCAGUGUUGCACUCCGUACACUCAGCUCCUGUGGUGCACUCCGUACACUCGGCUCCUUUAGUGCACUCCGUACACUCAGUUCCUGUAGCGCACUCCGUACACUCUGCACCUGUGCUUCAUGCUGCUCCUUUGAACAUAGUCGGUUAUGGCCUGUUUCUAUUUGUUCCUAAGUACGUUACUUUUUUAUAUCGCUAUGCUGGCGCUGAGCACAACUGUUUUGCAACCGCUUUCCAACCAAAAAAAAAAAAACUCAAAAUGUUCAAAUACUUUGCAUUCUUCACCCUCGUCGCUGUCGCCGCCGCUAAACCUGGUCUGCUCGCCGAAACACACACCGUUGUUCAACCUGCAGUAGUUGCCAAAACCGCUUAUAUCGACAAUAGCGCCUCGUCAGCCAUUACUCACCAAAGUCACGUGAACUUGGUUAGGAAGGUGCCAGUUGUACCAGUUGUCCAUGCCGCUCCCGUCGUCCACGCCGCUCCCGUCGUCCACGCCGCUCCUGUCGUCCACGCCGCUCCCGUCCUCCACGCCGCUCCCGUUGUCCAUGCCGCUCCGGUCGUGCAUGCUGCUCCGGUUGUAAAAACCAUUGCCACGCCCGUGGUGCAUGCCGCUCCUGUCGUCCACGCCGCUCCCGUCCUCCACGCCGCUCCGGUCGUGCAUGCCGUUCAUGCCGCUCCAGUGGUGCAUUCCACCCAUGUUUUGCCCGUCGUGCACUCAGCUCCUUUAGUCAAGACAGUUGUCUCUGCUCCUGUUGCCUACAGCUUCCACCACUAA